UCCGAAGGGCCGUGAGGUGAUUGGAUAUUCCAUCUUACGUCACUUCCGUGUGUGUGAUGGCGGCCGAUUUGACUCCGAGAUUCCGAAGGUUAAACAGCCAGACGAGGAGUAUUCGUGAAAAUGGCCAAAUAGGUUUCUCUGGGCCGUUUCAUGCCACACAGCUAUGGAAAAACAUCAUCCAGGCGCUGCAGACGCAGGUGGAAGUACGGCCUAGGCGGCUGCAUUUGCGCACGCACGCCGACUGUUUCACCGGCUCGGACGCGGUGGAUGCGGUGCUCAGUCACCUCAUGCAGGACGUGUUCUUCUGUUCCAACGAGAUCUCGCGCCUCAAGGCCACCCGACUCUGCCAAGCUUUCAUGGAAGCCAAGGUUUUUGAGCCCGUGGGGACGAGACUCUUUCGCAGGGAGAAAGAGGCCACGUUUGAGGACUCGAGCUGCAGCCUGUAUCGAUUCCUCGAUUGUGACGCCUUGCCUGGCUCAAUGAAGUGCGGAAACAUGGAGAACGAGACACCUGACGUUCCUAAAGGGAAGAGAAAGAUUCACAGAAGGGAUCAGCUGAGGACCUUUUCUAACCCUCUGGCUUCGGAGGCGUCAGACAGGAGGGUGGAGAGGCUGCUGAGGACCAUCAACCUGAGACCUUCCAUGCCCUCUGACCGGCCUGUGGCCGCUGUCAGUAGCGCCCUUCCCAAGAGAGUGGUGGAAGAGGUGUGGAAGCAGCAUACACUCCUGCAGCUACUGCAGAUUGUGGAGCUUCCUGUCCUAGACGGCAUUUUGACUUCGACGGCACAACUGGAGCCACAGGAACGAGUCCUCCUGUCUAACUGUCAAGACCUGGUCAUCCCCAACAGCUUUGUUGACAAGGAGGUCAUCCAGAGCCUGAACCUCCCACAGCUGGAUCCCUGGCUGGUUGCUGCCGCUGACUGCCUGGAGCACUUCCCCGAUCAGCUGAUUGUGGUCGCAGGGGAGCAUCUCCUCCAGCAGGGCGGUGCUGUAGCUCAGGGGGGUGGUACCCUUGCCACCACAAAGCGAGUUCUCUUUGACAUCAUCGCCAAGCACUAUAAUGGCCAGGAUAGGAAGGCGCUCAUCUCUGGACACUAUCUGGACAUUCAUGUUGCCAUCCUGCACCUGCUGGCGGAGGCCAAGCCAGAGUCGGCCCUAAGUGCCUCCCAGCUGUGCCUACAGCUAAUGGGUCCCGGCGAUCGUGACGAGCUGCGGAGGCUGCUGUCCUUCAUGGCCACCGCAUCGCAUCCGGAUGCCUGCCGACUGCACAAACAGACCAACAACCAGUCCUUCGUCAGUCGGACCUUCCAGAAGGCCAUAGUGCAGAGUAAAGAUCUGUCCCGGGCCCAGAGUGAGAGGCUGGUUGUGUUCCUGAUGGACAACCAUGAGAGACUCUUCAAGACGCCUGCAUCGCUGAUUAAGAUGGUGAGCAAGACUUUGCAAUGCCUACAGCAAGGCAGGGACUUGGAUGCUAUACCAACAUUUGCAUUUUGUCAGCGUGUGACUGUGCAGCAGUAUGAGGCCCAGAGGGACACGGCCACCCAGGAGAGCCUGAAGCAGCUGAUCCGGAACGUCAGCCUAAGCGCUACGCUGCCCUUCAAAGACAGGAGGAGGCUGAUGAGAGAUUUCCAGAAACAUCACCCAGUAGUCUUCCUCCAGCACUUUGCCACAACUAUCGAAUAGAACGGCACCACGCAGUGGUGGUCAUCCAACACUGUUUCUCAAGUGGAUGGAUUUUAGCCACUGUGAUUAGUAAUUAGCUGGGGUUACAGUAAUGACUGUCUGAGGCCUCUUGACCUUAUUAUAAAACAUAUAGGCUAUUAGUCUGCAUGCUAAAUCAGAGAUGCUAACUUUGGUUAGCUGGCUGGUGUGAGAUUUUCAUUUUGAGACGUCUGCACACGCAUUUACAUGCAUGUAACAGUUAUUACCUUGCAAAUAGUCUGUAGGGUUUGCAAACUACCCCAGUGCUUCUGAUGCAGCUAAUUUUAGGUUUAUAAUAUAGAUUUCUUGGGUGAGUGUUACACCAAGUGCUUGAGAGUAGGCAACCCUGUUAAAUGUAUUACCAAAUGUAGUUCUCUCAGGGAUAGUUAGUAGUAACUAGUCUUAAGGAACAGGCUGCUGCUUAAGGGAAGCAUUUAAAUGAUUUAAUUUUGUUCUGUGGUAUUAACUUCGAAUUGUAUUGGGGCACUUGAAGCAGGAUGUCUUGUGUAAAACUGUAGCUUAAGCUUGGGCAGUACCUAAUUUUUUGUCAUACCGUCAGGACAUUAUAUGGCAGUAUACUGUACUUUACAACACAACACUAUUCCAGUAUUUUGAAAUCUUGGCGUUUUAUGAAUCGUUAAUGUUCUGUUGAAAUUUUGAUGCGAUUUGAUUGCUUUUACAGUAAAUUCGCGCUGAACAAACAAAUGGAAUUGGAUUUAAAUGGGAAGAUAUCGGGUACGUCAUGAAAAAUAUAUGUGACCUAUUGAAGUCUGAUCUUUCCAUGUGUGUACAAUUAUUCUGUGUUUUAGAAAGGUUUGGUUACAUUUUAUUGCUGUAAUUUUAAAUGAAUGGUAUUCAUGGCUAGGUUUUAGCACAGUGUCGUCCAGAUUUGCUACUCAUUUUAGAGUAUUCCAAUAUGCAUCAAAGUGUUGGAAUAAUUCAGUUAUUUGCAAUAUUUUAACUAUUUGAUUCAGAAUUAAUAUCAAAUGCACUUUAACAUGCUGGAAAUGUUUGACGAUGUAAUUUGAAAAUAAAUUAUUUAAAAUAAACACUAAUUUUAAGCACACCGCAUUGGUGAGUCA
This is a messenger RNA of Brienomyrus brachyistius, 2782 nucleotides long. It is a transcript of the gene depdc4, whose product is annotated as DEP domain containing 4. Gene Ontology annotation, biological process: intracellular signal transduction. The transcript is spliced from 9 exons. Lineage: Eukaryota; Metazoa; Chordata; Actinopteri; Osteoglossiformes; Mormyridae. The record is from RefSeq and is a predicted model, not a curated record. Bases 57 to 1682 code for a protein of 541 amino acids.